CAGGGAGGAGAGAGUCACUGGGUACUCACCCACUCAUUCGAAUCACAUAGCGGAGAGCUCACAACCACCACCUCUCCCUAUCUUGGACAAAUCAUAACAGGACAUCCCUUCGCCCAGGAGAAGCGGUGCAAUUUCAUCGAAGAGCUCACACAUAAAGAAUUUUCUUCUCAAUUACAAAUCCCAGGUCCGUGAGGUGUGUGCGAUCGUUCCCAGCAGAAGGAUGAGCAGCUUUGAUUUGGUUGAGCUGCUGGACACUUGGGAGGACCUGAACCUCACGGGCCUCCUGGAGAACGUGACGCGUGUGGAGAUGGUCGGGUGUCCAACAGCGUUCGACCGCAGCGCCCUGCUCCACUCCAUGUGCAUCCUUUACAUCUUCAUCUUCGUGGUCGGUUUGGCCGCCAACGGCCUCGUCCUCUGGGUCAAUGUCCGCUCCCAGCGCACCACCUCCAGCUCCUCCCCUCGCCACGAGACCCACCUCUACAUCGCCCACCUGGCGGCAGCUGACCUGUGCGUGUGCGUCACGCUGCCCGUGUGGGUGAGUUCCCUGGCGCAGCAUGGCCACUGGCCCUUCGGCGAGGUGGCGUGUAAGCUCACCCACCUGCUCUUCUCUGUUAACCUCUUCAGCUCCAUCUUCUUCCUGGCCUGUAUGAGUGUCGACCGCUACCUGAGCGUGACACGGCCCGCCGACAGUGAGGAUGGGGGACGACGCCGGAAGCUGAUUCGCCGCAGCGUGUGCGUAGGAGUGUGGCUCCUGGCUCUGGUGGCCUCCCUGCCCGAUACCUACUUCCUGCAGGCGGUGAGGUCAUCACACGGGGAGGUAGUGCUGUGCAGGCCGGUGUACCCAGAGGAACACUCCAGGGAGUGGAUGGUGGGAGUUCAGCUGAGCUUCAUCCUGCUUGGUUUUGUCCUACCCUUCCCUGUCAUCGCUCUGGCCUAUGCCCUCCUGGCCCAAGCCCUCUCCUCCACCUCCUGUUCCUCCUCGGCGAUGGAGCAGGAGCGUCGUGUGAGCCGCAGGGUGAUCCUGGCCUAUACCGUGGUAUUCCUGGGCUGUUGGGGGCCCUACCACGGAGUGCUCCUGGCCGAUGCCCUCUCCCUGCUGGGCCUGGUUCCUCUGAGCUGUGGGCUGGAGAACGCCCUCUAUGUGGCGCUGCACCUCACCCAGUGUCUGUCCCUGCUUCACUGCUGCUUCAACCCCAUCCUCUACAACUUCCUCAACAGGAACUACCGCUAUGACCUGAUGAAGGCUUUUAUCUUUAAGUACUCCACACGUACAGGCCUGACCAGGCUCAUAGAGCAGCCCCACAUCUCUGAGACAGAGUACUCUGCCGUCGCCGUGGAGAACCCACCACAGAUCUGAGACUGAACUCUAGAGCACACCCUGGAACUUAGAACACACCACAUAUCUCUAGAACAUAGUCUGUCCACAUGACCCAAAAUUAUUGAAAUUACCUCAAAUGCAGUAACCCAUGAUAACUUAUAUAGGCUAAAUUUGGGCCAUCACAAAGAACAACAUUAAAUAUGUGUCUUAACAACUAGAGCAUAACAAAUAACCUUUCCCAAAGCCUAAGCUGUACACAAACUUCACUGCCACAAGUUUGUGUGCCCUCGUCUGAAGCAAACCAGACAUUAUUUAUAAUCCAACAUUCCCCUCACAGAAACUACCUGUGUAUUUGUCCUGCUACCAUGCGUUCCUAAUAGGGAUGGUGUGAGGGACUGCAGUUGCAGGCCAUUAUCAACUCAAACUAAUGAUGUCUGGAGAAAAGCACUUAUAUUGAGUGGAAGAAAGAGUAGAUUCUAUGUCUGACAAACAGACUGUUUUAAAGUGCUUCUGAAGUAGUGCCAUUGUAGUCAUGGUGACACAGACAAACUCUCUCUCUCAAUCUCUCUCUCCACUUCAAGACAUACCAAUCCCAGUUUGUCUGUCUGAAGAGUUCUAUAUAACUGCUAGAGGUGUGUGUAUGUGCGUGUGUGUGUGUGUGUAAUUGUGUGACACCUCAAAUCCACUUUGUAAAUAGUUAGAAGGGCAUUGAAAUACAUAUAUUAUAAUUGUUAGAUUGUUAUUAUUCAACUUUCUAUAUACUGUAUUUUUGUACAUAUUAUAAAAUACUUUCAAAUUUGGCAUUGUUUAUGUACAGAUGUAGGAUCUUAAUCACCACAUAUUAAUUUACAUAGAGUUACUGAAAACCACUAACACAUGGUUAUAUGCCUCGAUUCUUAUGUAACAACAUUUAAAAAAAACUUUUUUUUACAUUGGAUAAAAUGGUAUAUCAGACACUGCAGUUGAGGAACAAUGGGGAAGUAAUUCUGCUUUGAAAGUUGAUGAACUUGUAACCCCACUUUUGAGAAA
This is a messenger RNA of Oncorhynchus gorbuscha (pink salmon), 2347 nucleotides long. RefSeq names its product atypical chemokine receptor 3-like. Bases 221 to 1357 code for a protein of 378 amino acids. NCBI's taxonomy places the organism in Eukaryota, Metazoa, Chordata, Actinopteri, Salmoniformes, Salmonidae. The transcript is spliced from 2 exons. Gene Ontology annotation, cellular component: membrane. Gene Ontology annotation, biological process: angiogenesis; vasculogenesis; G protein-coupled receptor signaling pathway. The record is from RefSeq and is a predicted model, not a curated record. Gene Ontology annotation, molecular function: chemokine binding; coreceptor activity; G protein-coupled receptor activity.